Messenger RNA from Ostrinia furnacalis (Asian corn borer), 5291 nucleotides. RefSeq lists its product as uncharacterized. The transcript has 3 exons. The record is from RefSeq and is a predicted model, not a curated record. The coding region runs from base 31 to 4830 and encodes 1599 amino acids. NCBI's taxonomy places the organism in Eukaryota, Metazoa, Arthropoda, Insecta, Lepidoptera, Crambidae.
CGCGCACAUUGAGUGGUGGCCGAUGGAAACAUGAGGCUGUGGGUCCUGCUGUGUGUGGUGGUUCUCUGGGACUCUGCCUCGCCCCAACCGACAAAAAGCACAGACAAUGCCGACCGCGAGUGCUGUCCGUGCCCCAAAGACUCUGCUGUGGCCAGCAGCAAUGCGCGUGAGUCAAUCGACUGGGACCAAUCCGCUGCGUCGAGUGUUGCGCGCGCAGACUGCCCAUGUAUGGGCAUGGGAAGAAGCGCCGAUUCUGAUGGCGCGCCGUCUGCGUUCUUCCCGGCUGCUGUGCGUGCGAUCAGGCCUUUUGUGAGCUUGGACGACUCAAAAGAAGAACCAAAGCCUCUCCUGCACCCAGAAGUGGAUUUAGCGUCGUCAGUAUUGGACACUCUUCGGGAAGCAACGGAUGAAGAGUACGAGGAAGCCUUAGCAAGGGACGCAGCUCGAGCCGCCUCAGAUGACGGUAUUGCAGCAGAAUCAGCUCCCAACCUGGUAACUGUCAUCUUUAACCCUAAUGAUUCAUCUCAUGAUGACGUCAUCCCAGAAGCAUCCACUGCUCACGAGGCUAGAUGCAUCAAUCCUUUAGGUAGACCAAAUCUUAGUCUUAGAACUUCAGCGCACGAUCCAGAUAUUUUGACAGAUAUAUUGGGACUGCCUAAAAGAAAACCAUCAGCUCUGAGAGCAUGGAACUUAUUUGAUAUGGAUAGUGGUGUAGGAGCUAGUAAUGUAAACGAACAAGUAGUCAAACCCAAUUUUAAAGAAUCACAAGCAGAGACAAUAAAAUCUCCUUUGAUUAAAUUUUCCAAUGAUAAAUCUAAGAGCCCGCUCACUCAAAACGUUCCUACUUUAUUUAAAAACACAGACAAUGAUUUGAGUUCUACAAUUCUAGAUAAACUCAGAGAGUCUAAGAUAGCUGUACCUAAAAUACAAAUACCAGAUCUCUCGCAAAUCUUUUCAAGGAAAGACGCAUCUAAUGCUUUUAGAAAGGUUGGAGAUAAUGAACUUGCUACUAAUACAAUUGAGACUGACAGUCGCAAUUUACCAAGUGCAUUCAAACUUAAGAUACCACACAUCUCAACACUGAUUCCCAACAUUGACUCUACAAGUAGAGCUAAUGAUUUUGUAAAUGAGAACCGCAAUUCUGUGGAUACAACGAAAUUUGAUCUCCCAAACAUUGCAAAAUUGAUACCUAAGAUAGACUCAUCUAGUCUGCGAACAACAAACAACGAUGGUCUCAGUAAUUCAGGCAUUCAGGGAUCAGAAAGUACUUUGAAACUUCAAUUACCAAAAUUAAGAGCAAGUGUUGGAAGGAAUCAAAAAUUAUCUGAUGAUUCAUUUAAUUCUGAUAGUUCCAAUUCAGCCAGUACCAUACAAGAGCGAUACUCAAGCUUUUCUAAAUUAAACACAGACACGAGAAAUACUAAUGAAGUUAACAGCGUUUACACCAAUUAUUUAAAAAUGCCCGCAGUGAAACAAAUAAACUUAAAACAAAUGGAAAAUGUCGAUGAUGAAGACAACACUCCAAAAAAGAAAACAGGAUUUAAUCUUAAGUUGUCCGAUUUGAAUUUAGCAUCCACAAAUUCUCGCGACGCAGCUACAGAUUUACUUAAUAAUAUUAUUAAAGGACUACAGAUUCCAAAUCUAAAUAACAUAAUACCAUCCGAUAUGUUUAAAUCGCAAACCAAUGACCUGACUUCAAAAUCAACGGUCCAAAAAGAGGUUCCUGUUAAUCUUUUUGAAACUGAAAUACUGGAUACGGUUCCUGGUGCCUCUGAAAAACAAACCACGCAAGUUAACGAAAUACAAAAAGAAAGAGAUGAUGAUAUUCGCAAAAUAAUAAAUGAAGAAUUAAAAAAUGAAGUCGAGGACUUGCCAAUGAAAACUGAAAUACUUGACAGUUUACCAAAGUCUUCAGAAGUAUCUGAAAUUGAUGAUAAUAAAGAUCCUGAAGCUAACUUGAUUGGAUGUACUACAGGUGAUUUAAUCAAUGCUGCUUCUGAACCAAGCCCAAAGAGUUUAUCUAAUGAUGAAGAGACAUCAGAACUUAUUAAUGAAAUAGAGUCAAUGAAUGAAGAUAACAUUGAUGAUGGGAUUAGCGAUGGAGUAAUGGAUAGAGAAAAUGUUUUUGAGGAUGCAGAGGAUUAUGUUGAUGAGGCUAGAGGUUCGUUAGAUGAAUUGGGAAAUAAUGAUUUCGCUUCCGAAAAUAAGAUAGAUGGAUUAGCGAUAAACUCUGAUAUUCAGUCGUUGAGUGAAAAAAGUGUACCCGAAUCAGGUUCCAGAAACAGCCAGGAUGCAUUAAAAUCAAUAGGAGCGAGACUUAGGCAGAGGCUAGACGAUUUAAAGUUAGCACCAAAAAAGACUAUCGAAUUGCCGAGAUUAAGCGGAGUCAAAAAGUCACAAAUGGACCAAGCCCGAUCUGAAAGUCAAAACAAAGAUGUAAAAAUGAGUAGACAAGAUUUAGACAGCGAAAAAUCUGAUGAAAAUGUUGAUCAAGUGAAUAUUGACGAUUUACAGCAGAUGUCAGAUUCUUUGUUGAACCAAGAAAAUGAAAAUGUGCAAAAAGAAGCUGCCGUGGAACAAAACGAUAUCCCUGAAAUAGUUAACAAUGAGUCGUCUGAAGAGAAUAAUAUUCAAAAAACAGACAAUGAAGUGUUAGAACCAAAUAAUAUAAAUAAAGUUGACAGUUCUUGUAUUGUUACUCCAGAUAAAAAUAGCGGAUUAGAUAUGAAAUUUGACUCUAACAACAAUGAAAUGACAGUGGGAGCGAGUGAAAGAGUAGCUAAUAUUGUGAGACCAAAUCUUGCCUCACCUCUGGGUCAAAGUAUAAUUGUACAACCUACGUUAUUCCCGUCGAAUUUGGAUUUAUUUAACAGACCAACACUUGAUUUAAACAAUUUGAUUAAUAAUCCGCUACCCUCGUUUAAAAUACCAAAUCUUUUAAAAGCAAGUGAAGAUAGUAAAACGAAACUAUUUUCACCUAGCGAUGAUAGUAUUGAAGACAUCUUAAAACCAGAUAGUUGGCCAGCUCCAGGGACUUCCAGUUUGAGAUCAAGUUUACCAUCUCUACAGCCCCUGGAAGAUCUCAAUUUAGAUAUACUGCAAUUAAAACCUUUGAGUUCAGAUAUGCCUGAUUUACCAGGAUUGAAUUUGAAUUCUUUCAAGACGAGACUGGCUCUGCCAAAAUCAUUGGAUUUGAAGCCUGUGUUACUGGAGUCAUCAGUAGGCAAUAAAAAGGGGGUGAUCGGUGCUACGCUUACUCUAGGCUCUGGCAAAGACAUUGAUCGUUCCAAUUUGCUACAAGAAGCCAGUUCCUCGUUAAAGACCCCUAGUAUCCUCGGACAACCGCUAAGCACUUUACCUAGCUUUGAAGAUUUACAUGAAAGUUUCUUGGAGAAAACUCAGAACUUACUAAGCACUCCUUUACGGACAACAGGGAGAAACGUCGUUGAAGACACAUUCCGUUCUAGUCAAGUUCUAACUGAUAAUUUGCGAGUUCAAGCUGAAAAUACAGUAAAAGAUAUCCAGGAGAAUUUGCAGUCAGCUUUAAGAGUACCAGGAUUGCCAAGUCCACGUUUAGGCUCAUUCAGAAGUUCAGAUGAUCUAUUGGAAGAGAUAUCAAGAAGACACGAAGACGUCAAUGAUAAGUUGAAGGGAAUAUCUGUAGAUCUAUCUGAUCGUUUAGAGUCAUUCCGAGAUAAUCUUCUUGAUCAGUAUAGGAUCCCGUCUUUAGGUUCCAGUCUACUAGGUGAAAGUAGAUUAUCUCCACUCAGCUUGGAUUUCCCCAAACAAAGCAGUACUUUUAGAUCAAAACCGAGUAAAACUACAUUGAAGUUUUCUAAUAAAGGAAAGUUUGUCACCCCAGCAAGUAAAAGUAAAAGUUCAUCAAGGACGGCCGCAAAUAAAAACAAACUGAAAGCAGCGUCCAGUAUCGUAGCUCCGAAAGCAAUAGAAAUUCCUAAAUUAAGAACAGCACCAAAAGAAACAAAUCUCCUCAAAACACUUCGGAAAGAAACUACUUUAAAGACACCACAGUUUCUUUCCAGAGACAGGCCGACUUUAGGUUUGUUACAACCAGAAAAGAAUUUGAUUGAUUUUGACAGGCCUCUUAUGAAACCUAGAUUGGGCCAAAGUAAGGUCAAAAUAUCAUUUUCGACAACGCCCUUGCCACCGGUUUUGAAGAACAAGCCAUCUUUUAGAGCCAAUUCGAAACUAAAAGCCAAACCUUCGUUUAAAGAUUCUCUACCAUUAUCUAGAAGCGCAUCAAAGGAUAAAAAAGUUUUAGGAUCAAAAUUGAGUUCAUUGAGAGAUUCUGGUGGAUUUGCAAGCGAAAAUGUACCUUCAAGAGUUAAAGCACCAGGCAGCUUAAGGUCUGCAGUAGAAUCAGAUGCUAUUCCAAAAUCAAUAUCAACGAGCACUGCAAAACCAGUUAUCAGUCUCUUACUUCCUAAACCCAAAUCUUUAGGUAAAUCGUCUAGUGAUCCUGAAUUAGGGUCGUCAGCAUUAAAAUCGAAGUCUUUAGUCUCUGAUCUAGCAGUUCCAAAAACAGAGAGCAUUCUAAGAAGUAGCGAUGCUCCUCGACUUCCAGCCUUAUCAUGGCCUAAGAAACUAGACGAUGAGUUCUUGAGUAAAGUGAGAGAAGCACUAAGGGCUAGGUUAGCAGAUAUUGGCAAAAAACCCGUCAAUAUAGUUGACUCCAAAUUGACUACUGAGCCUCCUACUGAUAUUGACAUGGCAAGAUCAGCGUCGAAUAACGUUGAAGUAACCGACUUACAGACGAUGAAGGAAAAUACCGCGUAUACCUGUAAGAUGAUGUGUACUAAAAAUACGUAAAUUGAUAUUCGUUUAUUAAAAAACAUCACAAAUUGUUGACUAGGGUACUUAAUUAAGGCUGAGUUGCACCACCUAACUUUGACCGUAACUAUAACGAUAACCGGCGUUUUUUGUAUGCAGUUUGACAGAUUUUUGACGUUUGUCAAAGUUAAAGUAUGAUGGUGCAAUCCAGCCUAAAAGAUGUAACACUGAGGAGAUAGUAACACGAAAGUAGAAAAUUCAAGACCCUUGAAUACUUACUGAACUGAUACGAGUAUUUAAUUGUAUCAAACUGAAUAUUUAUUGUACAAAAACGGUAAUGCUAAUUAAUCUAGGUAGUCCUUUAAGAUGGCCCUUGUAUUGUAAACACGAAGAAUAUACGAAUGAAGGCACCAGUUGGCGCCACUAGCGAGUAAGGUCCUAUCAGUAAGCCAGCGCAAGUGGUGCCAAUUGGUGUUUGUAAAUACGAUAGAUAUUCUUAU